GCUGCAGAGACCUGUUACAGUCUGCAUUCCUCCAGACGAAAAAUAGACGAUUUGUGCAUAAUCAUGACCGAGUGAAAGAAGCUCAUAAUAGUUCUAUUAUUCUGUAACAUGUUGUUUUCUCAUCAUUUUAUAGAUUCUGGAAUUGGACAGUAAGACCUCCAAGCAUUCAAGUCCAGCCGAGUCUACGUUUCAUGUUGAUUGGAUCCGCAUCUCUAAUCCUAAGGGGUUCUGAUACAUCUUAUAAUAGAACAUCUACAGAAUUCAAUGCAGCACACGUCUUUCUUUCUUCCUUUCUUUCAUUUGCUCCAGAAGCUGCACGAUGCAUAAACUCUAAAACCUAACCACAAAUAGGUUCAGAGGUCAACAGAGAAGUAUAGGCCUGUCCUCAAAAGACCUUCACAACUUGAUUGCAUGCUGUCAAUAUGCUGGAUAUCAGGGGGACUGACUCCUGCAUACACCAGAUAUGUACAUAAUCUGUUAAUAUCACAACAAAGAAAACCUAAUUUAAUUGUUAAGUUAAUCAUAAACAAUAUAUAGAAUGAACUUUUCAGACGUUAAGCAGACCUGAAACAAACAAAAUUAAAUACAUCACAAUAAUAUUAUUUUGCACAAUAAUAUUAUUUUUUAUCUUCUCUGAAAGUUGAUGAAAUAAAUUAAAUAUAAUCUUUCUUUUUCUUUUUUGUAGAAAUCUCUUUCGUUUCUCUUCUUGAUACCAGUAUUUAAAUGCAUGGUUCUACCCACACAAUUAUCAAACCCAAGUAAAGCAAUAUAGCAUAAACCUCUUCUUAGUAACUCAACCAAAUGAAGCCUUUUUCUUUCUUACCACCUAUACUUUUGUACCUAUUAUACCUUCAUCUUCUUUUUAUGUUCCCUGCUCCAAACAAAUUUGUAGCAGUGGCAUUGCUCAAAUUCAAAGAAUCAAUAUCUAGUGAUCCAUAUAAAACUCUCGAAUCUUGGAAUUCUUCCAUCCACUUCUGCAAGUGGCAUGGAAUCACAUGCAACCCUAUGCAUCAAAGAGUUAUAAGGUUGAACUUAGAAGGAUAUAAGUUACAUGGAUCUUGAUCUCCCCAUAUUGGCAAUCUCUUUUUUAAAACAUUUGAAUAUUUCUUUUAACAUGUUGGAAGGUGAGGUACCAACACACGGUGUCUUUGCGAAUGUAACCCAAGCAGAAAUUAUUGAGAGCAAAAAGCUUUGUGGAGGUAUUUCACAAAGCUUUUUAAGUUGAUACCAGUGAUAGUUAGCGUUGUUUCUUUUCUUCUCAUACUUUCAUUUAUUAUAACUAUGUACUGGAUGAGGAAAAGAAAUCAAAAAAGAUCUUUUGAUUCACCAACAAUUGAACAACUAACUAAGGUUUCAUACAAAGAAUUGCAUCAAGGAACAAAUGGGUUCUCACCUACAAACUUGAUCGGAUCAGGAGGUUUUGGUUCCGUGUACAAAGCAAAUCAUGUGUCGGAAGAUCAUGUUGUUGCCGUAAAGGUUUUGAACCUCCAAAAAAAGGGAGCUCGCAAGAGUUUUAUUGUUGAAUGUAAUGCACUCAAAAAUAUUAGACACCGAAAUUUAGUUGAGGUUUUAACAUGUUCUAGUACAGAGUACAAAGGUAAAGAAUUCAAAGCUCUAGUUUUCGAUUACAUGAAAAAUGGAAGCUUAGAACAAUGGUUACAUGAAAAUGAAGAGAAUCCAACAACAUUGGGCCUUGGUCAAAGAUUAAACAUAAUUAUCGAUGUUGUUUAUGCAUUACAUUAUCUUCACCAAGAAUGUGAGCAAUUGGUCCUUCAUUGUGAUCUAAAGCCAAACAACGUCCUUAUUGAUGAUGACAUGGUUGCUCAUGUGAGUGAUUUUAGAUUUUGGAAUAGCAAGACUUGUCUUAGCCAUUGGCAGCAGCUCUCAGAAGGAUACUAGUACAAUUGGAAUAAAAGGGAUUUUUGGUUAUGCUCCUCCAGGUAUGUUCAAAAUUCUUGAAUCAUACAGUGUUUCUAUUAAUUCUCCUAUGUUUUGGUGCAGACAUAAUAAUUUACUAGUGACAUAGUAUUAACAAAACUUUUGCUACAUGUUUUAGAGUAUGGAAUGGGUUCUGAAGUUUCCACAUGUGGCCGACAUGUAUAGCUUUGGAAUCCUAAUGUUGGAAAUGCUUACCGGUAGAAGACCUACUGAUGAAUUUUUUGAAGAUGGUCAAAAUUUGCAUAAUUUUGUUGCAAUUUCAUUUCCUGAUAAUCUUAUGAAGAUUUUAGACCGACAUCUUGUAUCAAGAGAUGUAGAAGUAGCAAUGCAAGAUGAAAAUCGUGAGAAUCUUAUUCCAACUAUUGAAGAGUGCUUAAUUUCACUUUUUAGGAUUGGAAUUAUUUGUUCAAUGGAAUCACCGAAAGAAAGAAUGAAUAUUGCAGAUGCCACCAGAGAGCUUAGCAAAAUCAAAAAGGCCUUUCUCACUGGUGAGAUGAUAUUUUCAUAUGCUUAUUUGAAUAAUAACAAACUCAUUAUAUGUAGUUAUAAUUUGAUUUUAAUAAUCUUAUUGUAUAUUUGCUGAACUAAAUUUCUAAGAUCAUUUGUGAAAAGAGAAGUGUAUUCAGCUAGAUGCACUGUUGUUAAGAAACUUAAAAUAAAUGGUUCAGCUAGAAGCACAUGUGCAAUGCUUAGUUUACUAAUGUGUGACUCGGUUAAAAGGUAGGGAAUCCGUUUCCACGGAAACAAAGCUUAAAUUAGUUCAAUAUAUCGUAAUCAACCAGAUUGACAUGCUAAAGUUUCAUUGAAUCCUGUGAAACUUGGAUAUUCAUCAUAUAUAUAAUUCAAAAUAUAGAUAGAAAAUCAGGACAUUAGCAAUACAAAGAUGCAAUAUUUUGAAAAGAUAGAGAAUCAG
Trifolium pratense (red clover) is the source of this 2851-nucleotide messenger RNA. Its product is annotated as probable LRR receptor-like serine/threonine-protein kinase At3g47570. The transcript has a single exon. Gene Ontology annotation, molecular function: protein kinase activity; ATP binding. Lineage: Eukaryota; Viridiplantae; Streptophyta; Magnoliopsida; Fabales; Fabaceae. Bases 1282 to 1899 code for a protein of 205 amino acids. The record is from RefSeq and is a predicted model, not a curated record. Gene Ontology annotation, biological process: protein phosphorylation.